AUGAGUAAUGCUCCAAUCUCUUGGGAAUCCAAGAAACAAUCUUGUGUUGCACUUUCUAGUACUGAGUCCGAGUAUAUCGCCAUUACUGAAGCAUGUAAAGAAGCCAUAUUUAGUUGGCAACAAUGCAGUUUGUCAAACAUUCCAUAUAGACAACUCAUCGGAGGUUUGAUGUAUUUAGCAACAACUAGUAGACCUGACAUCAGUUAUGCUGUGUCAUACUUGAGCAGAUUUUUGGAUCGUGUAACUGAAGAGACCUGGACUGCAGGAAAACGAGUCUUGAGGUUUCUACAGGGAACUAAAACUCUAGGAUUGACUUAUACUAAACAUACAAAUAGUGACGUAAUACUUGAAGGAUAUUCAGAUGCUGAUUGGGCAACGGACAAGAAAAGUAGAAAAAGCGUUAGUGGAUCUAUAAUUUUAUAUGGUAAUAACCCAAUAUCAUGGUCAUCCAAGAAACAAACUUGCGUGGCUUUAUCAACAGCGGAAGCUGAAUAUGUGGCAGCAGCACAAACAGCUCAAGACCUAAUCAACGUAAAGGCCCUAUCCUGUAGGGAAUGGAAAAAGUCUAUAAUCGAUUGGUACAGGUAUCAAAAAGAUUUGUCUUUAGGAAUAAUGGCGUAA
Messenger RNA from Diorhabda sublineata, 621 nucleotides. RefSeq lists its product as uncharacterized. Bases 1 to 621 code for a protein of 206 amino acids. The record is from RefSeq and is a predicted model, not a curated record. Lineage: Eukaryota; Metazoa; Arthropoda; Insecta; Coleoptera; Chrysomelidae. The transcript has 3 exons.